UCAAAAAGCCGUUUGCUCUUUAUUGAUGGGUGUCGUAUUUCUGUAAUUAAUUUCCAAAUUCAUCAACUUCAUUCACAUUUCGACAUCCUUCCCGUCAAUUGAAAAUGGUUUAGCCAGGGCCGUGUCAAAAUAAGCUCAAGUAUCUGACUGUUAGUGUAAACAAAUCCAAAAUGUCCGUUCCAAGCACUGGUUUGAGCAAGUUGAAAAAGAAACACAUUCGUGUGAAACAUCAAAAAGUCAAAUUGUUUCGUGCUAAUGAGCCCCUUCUAUCGGUGUUUAUGUGGGGCGUGAACCACACGAUAAAUGAACUGAGCCACGUGUCGAUACCGGUCAUGCUGCUCCCGGAUGACUUCAGAGCUUACUCCAAGCUUAAAGUUGACAAUCAUUUGUUUAACAAGGAAAACAUGCCAUCUCAUUUCAAAGUGAAGGAAUACUGUCCACUGGUGUUCAGGAACCUUCGGGAGAGGUUCGGUAUCGAUGACCUUGACUACAAAGAGUCGCUCACGAGGUCACAGCCCAUUCCGGAUGACUCGUCCGGAAAAUCCGGAGCCAAGUUCUAUCAGAGUUACGAUCGGCUGUUUAUCCUCAAAACCCUGACUUCAGAGGAGGUGGAGAGGAUGCACUCCUUUCUUAAACAUUACCAUCCGUACAUAGUGGAGCGGCAUGGCAAAACGCUCCUGCCACAAUACCUGGGCAUGUACCGGCUCACUGUUGACGGCAUCGAACACUACCUCGUCGCCACGAGGAACGUCUUCUCCAACCACCUCAACAUACACAGAAAAUACGAUCUCAAAGGCUCAACAGUGGACCGCGAGGCGUCCGAGAAAGAAUUGGAAAAGGAACUGCCCACUCUCAAAGACAACGAUUUCAUAAAACAGGGCGUUCGUAUCGACAUAGGGGACGCAGCGAAGGAUAAGCUUCUUGAAACGCUUACGGCAGAUGUCGAGUUUCUAACAAAGCUCCACCUGAUGGACUACUCCCUCCUCCUCGGCAUGCACGAGUGCGGUCGCGGCGAGGCCGAGGCGGAGGCCGCGCAGCAGGCCGAGCAGGACUCCGAGCCCGAGUCCGAGACGGACUCCGACACCGACAACAGGCACGGGGACAGAUGGGGCUUCACGACGCCGCCGGACAGCCCGCGCGGCGCCGGCCCGGGCGGAGUCGGGCGGCGCGCACUGUACGCGGGCAUCAUCCCCGAGAUCGACAUCUACGCCAUCCCCAGCCAGGAGGGUGCACCUAAAAAGGAGAUAUACUUCGUUGCGCUGAUCGAUGUAUUGACGCAUUACGGAGUUAAGAAACAGGCGGCGAAAGCGGCCAAGACGGUAAAGUACGGUAGCAACGUGGACGGUAUAUCCACGUGCGAUCCCGAACAGUACGGCAAGCGGUUCAUAGAGUUCGUCGCCAAGGCCAUCGAGGGCAACUGAACAGGUUCACAGCCUGCACUACUUUCAUAACCUCUGUAUAUUGAAGGAAACUAUGUUUACUGUGGCGCCCAACAUUUUUUUAUAUAAUUCAAAUUGCCAGCUAUACUUGGCCAAGCAAAUCUUGUCAGUAGAAAAAGAAGCGAAAUUCAAAUUUUCUAUGGGACGAUAAUCCAUCGCAGCUACAUAUUUUAAAUUUGCCGCCUUUUUCUACUUACAAGAUUUGCUUGACCAUCUUUAUUAGCUAUAACCGGCCAAGUGCGAGUCGGACUCGCGCACGAAGGGUUCCGUACCAUUACGCAAAAAACGGCAAAAAAUCACGUUUGUUAUAGUUGCCUCUUAAAUAUUUAUUUUGUUUUUAGUAUUUGUUGUUAUAGCGGCAAUAUAAAUACAUAGUCUGUGAAAAUUUCUAUCACGGUUCAUGAGUUACAGCCUGGUGACAGAUAGACGGACGGACAGACGGACAUCAGAGUCUUGAGCAAUAGGGUCCCGUUUUUACCCUUUGGGCGAAUUACCCUAUGUACCCAAAAUUGGAGUAUAUGCAUAUCUGCUAUUGAGUUUUAUGUAUCAACUAAGGAUUUCAAAUAAUGAGAGAGAAACUAUAAAUUGGUAAAAAAAAUUGUCUUUUAGUGUUUUGAAUAAAAAAAAAUGGUUUUCUUCAAUGAUGAGAGGUUAAGAAAGUAGGCAUGAUAAGAUGCUUCUUUUAGUUCAUUCUCUGAAUGAAUGAAAAUACAUGAUCUUGUCAAACAAAACUCGACUCUAUUAUCAAAGUUCCAAGACCGUCAUUAGCUUUCUACAUUUUUCUAAAUCUACCUUUAUCGAAUCUUUAUAUUCAAUUUAUUACAUUCUUAUACAUGUAAAUGGGUCAAAAUUCUUUUUGUUGUAUUGUUUUUUGUCCCUAAAAUUGAACGGAGUGGAGUUUUUUGUAUGGGGUGAAUUUUAGUUUUUAAUUUGUCUCAAGAGAAUAACAAUCUACAGCUAGAAAGACAUGCAGUAGCACUCGACUUUUUUAUUUGUUUGAUAAAAAACAGAAAUAAAAGCGUGACAGAGUGGUCAAAACAAGACAAUGUAAAUAAUUUUGACCCACAUGCGCAAAUACAUUCGUAAGCCUAGCAAACCAAAUGGUCAGCUUUUAAUUUUUUUAUGGAAAGAACAGGGUCGCUAUUAUAGUGCUUGUCUGAAAUCUAGAUUUUAUUACAAUACCUAGCUGCACAGUAAUAGUUUUUUAGAUAGUGAUACUAAAAGAAGCACCUAUUUAAGUAAAGCUAAGCUAAAUACAUACAAAUAAAAUGCAAAAUAUAUAAAUAAUUGCGUUCAAACGACGCCUCAAUUAUCGGAUGUUUUCUAAAAUUAAACAGUUUGUCUUCUUGAAUUCCUAAACCGUCUUUAUGAAGAUCUCGCUCAUUUUCGUUUGUGAUCAUAGUUUAACCCUUUACCAGGCUAAGGCCCACUUGCACCAUUCCACUAACCGGGGGUUUAGCGGUUAAACCGUUAACCUAGUGUCAAAUUGUACUGGUAACCAUGGCAACUCUAGAUUUAACCAUUCAACCCCGGGUUAGUGGAAUGGUGCAAGUGGAACUUAGGGAUAUAUAUUUCCCACAUACGUUACUUCAAACAUUUGUGUUCUAUUUUCAAUCAGUAAGACUGACAUUCGAUUGACAUUUUUUAACUGUUAGCCUGGUAAAGGUUUAACCUCUAGCCGCCCAGAGACAUAUAAAAAGGUCUCCUGUUCCAUUCUAAUUUGAACUUUGUGUUGACAAAAUAAAAUUUCAUUUUGCUUGGCAAGGUUUGACGUAUGGGCGGAUAGAGGUUAAUUCGAGAGGACUAAUUGUUAUUAUGCACCAUGUCAAUAAGUCUUGCUCUUUUCAAUAUUUAUGGUGAAGUUGUUAGUUAAAACUGUUUAUAAUGUAUGACAUUACAAACUAUUAAAAGUACAUAUUUAAACGUGCUAAAAUUCGCUUGGCAGCGAUUUUGGCGUCGAUUCUUAUCAAUUGUAGAAAAUGUUGUAAUAUUGGUGAUGUUAUAACACUUUUUAAAUCAGUUUCGUAAGGCAUUUUGACGGCAGUCCCAUGAAUCU
Messenger RNA from Cydia fagiglandana, 3495 nucleotides. It is a transcript of the gene PIP4K, whose product is annotated as phosphatidylinositol 5-phosphate 4-kinase type-2 alpha. Gene Ontology annotation, molecular function: 1-phosphatidylinositol-5-phosphate 4-kinase activity; 1-phosphatidylinositol-4-phosphate 5-kinase activity. The record is from RefSeq and is a predicted model, not a curated record. Bases 171 to 1421 code for a protein of 416 amino acids. The transcript has 10 exons. Gene Ontology annotation, cellular component: plasma membrane. Gene Ontology annotation, biological process: phosphatidylinositol phosphate biosynthetic process. NCBI's taxonomy places the organism in Eukaryota, Metazoa, Arthropoda, Insecta, Lepidoptera, Tortricidae.